Molecule: messenger RNA, 1764 nt
Organism: Portunus trituberculatus (swimming crab)
Lineage: Eukaryota; Metazoa; Arthropoda; Malacostraca; Decapoda; Portunidae
Product: piggyBac transposable element-derived protein 4-like
Exons: 1
Coding region: 1-1764 (587 amino acids)
Source: RefSeq, a predicted model, not a curated record
AUGGAGACCACAAUUGCACCCGAUAACAGUGAGGCGAAUGAUAAUAUCGGGCAGGGUGGAGAUACAUCUCAGCAAGACACGGCUCACUCAUUCGUGUGGUCAGAUGGAAGUGAUUUUGUUCCUCACCGUCAUCCUUUCAGUAGCACUUUCUCUGGGGUGACUGAUGAGUGGCCUUGUGACGACAAUGCACGAGAAUGUGAUUAUUUUCGUGCAUUCUUCAAUGAUGCCACUAUUGACCUCAUUGUUACUGAGACAAAUAAGUACUAUCAAUAUGUCACCAACAUGUUUUCUUUCGAAGAUCAUUCCAGGAUACACAAAUGGAGAGAUACAACUCCACAAGAGUUAUAUGUUUUCCUUGCUCUGAUGUUGCUAAUGCCUCUCAUAAGCAAACAUAAUAUUGCAGACUACUGGAAGAAUGAUCCACUAAUCCCAACACCUAUAUUUCCUAAGUUUAUGUCUCGGGACAGAUUUCACUUGCUAACUAGAUUCCUGCAUUUCGCUGACAACAACCACCCAGACAAAGAAGAUAUGAUUUGGAAAAUUAGAAACUUAUUCAAAAUGAUUCUGGGAUCCUUCAGUAAAUUUUUCUACCCCUUUCAAAAAGUAGUCAUUGAUGAGAGUCUCAUAUUAUUCAAAGGUAGGCUGGCUUUCAAACAGUACAUUCCCUCAAAACGUCAUCGCUUUGGCAUAAAAGUUUUUGUACUAUGCGACUGUGAAACGGGUACAAUUCUUGAUAUGAUAGUGUACACAGGGGCAAAUAAUGUUGAUAUUCCUAAUGUUAGUAGAAAGGAUCCCUUGGGCAAGUCAGGGGUAAUUGUAAAGAAAAUGAUGGCACCCUACCUAGGAAAAGGACACAUAUUGUAUACAGAUAACUGGUAUACAAGCCCAGCACUAUUGCAGUUCCUACAUGAACAUGCUACUGGAGCAUGUGGUACUGCAAAAGUAAAUAGAAAGUUCAUGCCAAAGUUUGAUGGCCCAGUCUCACAUUACGAAAAUGCAAGUGAGAGUGAUGAUGAAGACGAUGCAAACAAAGAAGGUAAUCACAAAAAGAAAACAAAGUCCAAACCAAAAUGUUAUCAGAAAGAGAAGUCGGGAAAAAUCGUAGCCAUGAAGUGGACAGACAGGAAACCAGUCCAUCUGCUUUCUACUGUACAUAAAGGGGAAAUUGUGGCCACAAACAAAGUCCACUACAAAACAAAGAAGACGAUCUUGAAACCAGACAUUGUGGUGGACUACACUGAGAAUAUGCGACUCAUUGAUAAGUGUGACAGUCAGCUCAGUGGAGUAGAGUGUUUGAGAAAAUCAUUCAAGUGGUACCAUAAGUUCUUUCUCCACAUGGUAGAUGUCACUAUGCUCAAUGCCUAUAACAUUUGGCUGGUAAGAACCACAGACCCCACUGUCAGGAAACUAAAAUUCAGAGAAUUUGUCUACAAUGUUGCAUAUCAGUUACUUGAGGAGUUCGGCACUGUCACCAACAGUCGACAGGGUCACCGUGGGCACCGUGCUCCUGACAGGCCAGAUCGUUUGCUUGCAUCUGCUUACAUCACUCGCCACCAUCUCCGAUACACAGAUCUGAAUGAAAGGACUAACAAGAAAAAACAACUCAACUGUCAUGUCUGUGCCAACACAUCAAGGGGUGACAAGAAACGCACAAGGGUCACGACAUUGUGCAGAGAAUGUGAUGUGCCACUGUGUCCAACAGAAUGUUUUGCAGCAUGGCACACAAUGAAAACUACUGAAAACAUGUACGAGAUAUGUAGAUAA